Sinocyclocheilus grahami is the source of this 655-nucleotide messenger RNA. RefSeq names its product mycophenolic acid acyl-glucuronide esterase, mitochondrial-like. The transcript has 3 exons. Gene Ontology annotation, biological process: protein depalmitoylation; proteolysis. Gene Ontology annotation, cellular component: mitochondrion. The coding region runs from base 1 to 516 and encodes 171 amino acids. Gene Ontology annotation, molecular function: palmitoyl-(protein) hydrolase activity; serine-type peptidase activity; hydrolase activity, hydrolyzing O-glycosyl compounds. The record is from RefSeq and is a predicted model, not a curated record. NCBI's taxonomy places the organism in Eukaryota, Metazoa, Chordata, Actinopteri, Cypriniformes, Cyprinidae.
AUGUCAAUCCCUCAUGUCAAAGUUUCUUUCUUCUGUAUUCUUGUUGGCUCCAGUAUGGGUGGCUGGCUGAUGCUUUUGGCUGCUAUCGCUCGCCCGGAGAAGACAAAAGCCUUGGUGGGCAUUUCCACAGCAGCAGAUCAUUUUGUUACAGCCUUUAAGACACUUCCUAUAGAGGUGAGAAAAGAGUGUGAGGACAAGGGUGUAUGGACAAUCCCCACGAAAAGUAACAAGGAGGGCAUGUACACUGUGAGUAUGGACUUCCUGCGUGAGGCGGAGAACCACUGCAUCCUACAGAGCCCCAUCCCUAUCACCUGCCCCGUACGUCUCAUUCACGGCCUGAAAGACAAGGACGUGCCCUGGCACAUCUCCAUGCAAGUGGCCGAGCGUGUGCUGAGCCCCGACGUGGACGUCAUUCUGCGGCGCCACGGCCAGCACCGCAUGGCUGAGAAAGAUGACAUCAAGCUCAUUGUCUACACCAUCGAUGACCUCAUAGACAAGCUUACCACCAUGGUGUGAAACACCGUUUGGGAUGGGGUUACCAAGCAACCAGCCUUAAGACCCUCUCCCACUUUCUUCCCGCUUCCUGUUUUGUUGUGCGAGACAAGAAUGAUGGAAAAGGUGAACUGUGGGAGGACAAAGUCUUUUCUUUUCAUGU